AUGGGUCUGCUCCACCGUGUUUGGUUAAAAUUAACACCAACUAAAGCUUUACAGCACUCAGCUAGAGAGGAGGCUAUGUUCUUUGAAUAUUUGUACCGCGUUACGUAUUUAGAAGGUAUUUACGUCACGUUAUAUCUUACAAAUGAAUCCAAAUCGUACAAUGGACACAUUGAGCACGAGUUCAACCAGAAAUCUAAAAUGAAAGGAAUAUUAGGAAUCAUUUGGAGGAAAUUAACAAAUACCAGAGCAUUGGUAGAAUCCAGCGGUAAACUUGAAACUCAAUACUUUGAGUCAAUGUACCGAGUAAUAUACUUAGAAGGUAUAUCAUUCUCAGAGACAAAUAUAGGCUAUUGGAUAUACAGCUCCACAGUAAAGUCACUGAUACUCUUGCUGGUUUUCAGCGAAGUAUGGCAAUUUGUCAGCGCACGACUGACUAUAGAUACUAUUAUAGACAGCACCAAUAUUAUCGCUAUUCAGAUGAGUGCAUAUUAUAAGUAUAGAAGCAGGUUAGUACACAAGAACGUGUUUAGACGCCUCGCUUCGUCCAUGAAUUCCCCUAACUUUGAUCUAUCGACUGCCGAAAGGAAAAAGUUAUUGGAAGUUUGGCAAAAGAGAAAUGAGGCGCAUUUGAAACUCCUUUUGGCUCUUGGGACAUGUACACUUAUAGCUUGGUACAUUUAUCCCUUAGUAGAUGAACUAGAUUACAACCUAAUGGUGUCUGUUCGUUUGCCCUACGACUACCAGAAUUCCACUCUAUACCCUAUAACCUAUGUUGCCUUGGUAGUUAUCUUCUCAUAUGUGUCGUACUUCGUGAUGGUGAAUGAUCUGACUAUACAAGCACAUUUAAUGCAUUUGCUGUGCCAAUUCGCUGUGUUGAAUGACUGCUUCAGAAAUAUUUCGAAGGACUGCGUUGAAGACUGUAAAGAUCUGAACGACAGUCAAUUGUUUUCGAAAAAAAAAUUUCAACAAAGGUUCAUAAGGAGAUUGGGAGACCUGACAGAACAGCACAAAUUUCUUUUAAACAUCACGUCACAGCUUCGAGAGAUCUUGAGUAGGCCAAUGUUGGCCCAGAUGGUUGUUAGCACUACUCUCAUUUGCUGUAUUGGUUUUCAAGUGGCCAUUUCUGUGAAUGUUAACUUCACGAAAUGGGUAAUGAGUCUACUCUACUUGGGAUAUAAUAUGUUUGUACUCUACAUAUUGUGUCGAUGGUGCGAGGAAUUGAAAAUACAGAGCACAGCGAUUGGCGACGCGGUAUACUUCUCAGGCUGGGAGGGCGGUAUCACCAAGAUUCCUGGUGUGAAGUCCAGCAUGCUGCUCAUCCUGGCGCGCGCCAACAAGCCGCUCGUCAUGUCCGCGGGCGGCAUGUACGAUCUAUCGCUGGAGGCCUAUGCUACUAUGGUUAAAACGGCUUAUAGUGCUCUCACUGUAUUACUCCGGCUUCGAUGAAAUAACGUCGAGUCAACUAGCACGC
Colias croceus (clouded yellow) is the source of this 1471-nucleotide messenger RNA. RefSeq names its product odorant receptor 13a-like (gene Or-64). Lineage: Eukaryota; Metazoa; Arthropoda; Insecta; Lepidoptera; Pieridae. The record is from RefSeq and is a predicted model, not a curated record. Gene Ontology annotation, molecular function: olfactory receptor activity; odorant binding. The transcript is spliced from 11 exons. The coding region runs from base 1 to 1446 and encodes 481 amino acids. Gene Ontology annotation, biological process: detection of chemical stimulus involved in sensory perception of smell; sensory perception of smell. Gene Ontology annotation, cellular component: plasma membrane.